Molecule: messenger RNA, 1176 nt
Organism: Selaginella moellendorffii
Lineage: Eukaryota; Viridiplantae; Streptophyta; Lycopodiopsida; Selaginellales; Selaginellaceae
Product: probable fructokinase-4
Exons: 7
Coding region: 76-1137 (353 amino acids)
Biological process (GO): fructose metabolic process
Molecular function (GO): kinase activity
Source: RefSeq, a predicted model, not a curated record
GGCUCGCCCCUUUCGCCUUCCAGAAGGAACAAGCCACCAGGUACAGAGAACGACUAACUGUGUUCAGGUGCAGGGAUGGAGCGAUCAUCGUUGAUUGUCGCGUUUGGCGAGAUGUUGAUUGAUUUUGUUCCCACUGUUGGUGGAUUGUCGCUAGCGGAUGCCCCGGCCUUCAAGAAGGCGCCAGGUGGCGCGCCAGCCAACGUUGCUGUGGCCGUGUCCCGCCUUGGUGGGCACUCGGCAUUCAUCGGGAAGGUUGGCGAGGAUGAGUUUGGGUAUAUGCUGGCCGAGAUACUCAAGCAGAACAAGGUUGAGGACAGGGGCAUGAGGUUCGACCCCCAUGCUCGCACGGCCCUCGCCUUCGUUACGCUGAAAGAAGAUGGGGAGAGGGAGUUUAUGUUCUACAGGAAUCCAAGUGCUGAUAUGCUUCUCAGGCCUGAUGAGCUCGACGAGGAGCUUAUUAGCAAGGCGUCGGUGCUCCACUAUGGGUCCAUCAGCCUCAUCUCGGAGCCAUGCAGAUCGGCACACCUGGCAGCCAUGGACGUGGCAAGCAAAGCAGGCGUGCUACUGUCAUACGAUCCCAAUUUGAGGCUGCCACUGUGGCCUUCGGCUGAGGAAGCUCGCAAAGGAAUCUUAAGCAUAUGGGACAGGGCCGAUCUCAUCAAGGUGAGUGAAGAGGAGCUCCAGUUUCUGACUGGCAAAGAUCCAUUUUCGGACGAAGCAGCCCUGUCCGUAUGGCAUUCAAACCUCAAGCUCUUACUCGUAACUGAGGGUCAUCGGGGUUGCCGCUACUAUACGAGCGAUUUCCACGGGAGAGUGGACGGUAUCAAAGUGCAAGCCGUAGACACCACCGGUGCUGGGGAUGCCUUCGUGGGAGGCCUUCUGAGCCAGCUUGUGGGCGAUUUGUCGCUCUACAAGGACGAGCAGAGAUUGAGAGCAGCUCUCAAGUUUGCCAAUGCAUGCGGAGCAAUAACGACGACGGAAAGAGGUGCAAUCCCUGCAUUGCCUGACAGGGACACGGUGCUGCGGCUCAUAGACGAGAUCCCCAAAUCUCGGAUGCCCCGGGCGCCUUCGUGGUCCAACAUCACGCGCUGGCGACUUGAAGAUCACGAGCACGAGGGAGCAGUUCCAGCAGCGUGAAUCCAAUCAUAUGAUCACUAUGCUCCAAUUGUGAAUAAA